Meleagris gallopavo (turkey) is the source of this 10667-nucleotide messenger RNA. Lineage: Eukaryota; Metazoa; Chordata; Aves; Galliformes; Phasianidae. The record is from RefSeq and is a predicted model, not a curated record.
CAGCCAAGGACAGAUUCUUAUUUGGAAGUCCUUAAGUGAAGCCCACGUUUAACAAGAAGUUGACAGGAAGGAGGGAAGUGUCACUGAAAUAGCCAGCUUCAUGGUUUUCGUUGUAUGGGCCUGAAUGGGCUUUGCUUUUUGUUAAGGGCAGAUGCUGUCUUCAGAGCCCUUUAUUCCUGUGUUGUGGGAAAGCCAGGAGACAAGUCAUCUCAUGAACACUUUGAACUGGUCAAAGGAUUAUGGUACAAGAUAAGAUACAGCUCAGAGACCGUGCCAUAGCUUUUGCCAGCUGUCAUAAGAUGUUACCUUUUGUUCUGUAGCCUUUGAAUGGACUUCCUCCAAAACUUGUGUCCUGUGUUCUCCCUCCUAGCAAGUGAGCACUGGUGUCAGGCCUUGAAGCUAGGAGGUGACAGGUAGGCAUGUACCAAGCUGGUUAAAUUUAAGAGACUCUUCAACGUCAAAGAACAUCUUUUUCCUGACUCCUGAGAAGCAAGCCUGACCUUUAUUGCUGUCUUAAAACUGAUAGCCAGAUGGUCUUUUGGGAGUUGGAUUCUUUCCCUUUAAAUCAUUCAGGUUCAAGCACCAUCACUAAUGUUGUGAGUAGUUGCAAGGCACACUUCUAUUGUCCCUACAAGAAAUGUUAUCAAUAGGGGAAAAGUAUGGGAAAGGCAGAGAAAUUCAAACCCACACAGCCUGGUGCUAAUAACUCCUUUGUGGAGCCUGUGCUUCUGUCAGGGCACUAUGAACUCAGAAGGCUUUUUCAGUGAGUAAGGCUGAAAAGCUCGUGUUUUGCUGUGCAGGCAGCAGUUACUCAGGAAUCUGUUUACUAGGAGAAAGGGACGAGGUGGGGCAGGGGGGCAGGGAUGCUGGUUCGCCCUCAGGGAUGCAGCCCUGGCUGGUUGGUCUGCUAUGCUGUGCCUCAGGGUGCUCUCUUGGGAAAUGGGAGCAGUGCUACUGGAUGUUUUGACAGAGCCCUGUUAGGAACUGCCGUGGGUGCUAGAGAGCCCUUGUGCUUUCCUGGCAGAAGAGGCAUUGCUUGGGAAUCCUGACAAACUCCUGGGAGAGCAAAGUGGAGAAGGAACAGUUCUGGGGACAGAACUCUGCAGGCAGGAGUGUGCAGGGCACGAGUUUGCACCACAGGGUUUGUGUUUGAGAGGAACCUCAAUGUGGCAUUAUUGUGCUUUAAACAUCAGAGCCCUGGCAAAAAAAAGUCUUUAAUUACUGUAAAAUACAUUCUUUACAUGUUUAACCUCUUGAAUUAGUUUUCCUUUAGAUCCUGAAUACUUAAUGUACUGUUAUUCCCAGGUGCAUAAAUGGUCUUUUAUCAUUAAGAAACAUAUGAGACAACUUGAUCUGCAUUUUCAGGGUUGUUAGAGGCAAAAGCAAAUUCUGUAGCUGCUUGUGUGGCUGACCCUGAAAUAGUCAUACAACCAAUGACAUAGUCUUUCUAUAAUGAGUAUUAAAAAUAAUUAAAAAUUAAAGAGAAUUUAUUAUUUUUCUGCCUAGCUGAAAUUCCCACAAGUCACCUCUCAGCAUAUUCAAGAGUGCACAAGAGGGAUUUAUUAUUUCCUGGUAUAUUGACUCUGAAAGGUCUGGGGAUUACAGCUGCUUUGCACAUGAAUAGCUGGAGUGUGUUGUACAAAAGGCACGGUCUGUGGGAUAAUGGGGUUGGAUGUGGGAAAGCGCUGACCCUGGGGGAGAGCAGGCUGGUGCCUGAUGGCAGGAAUCAAUUAUGUCUCAAAGGAACACAUUGCCCUGGGAGCAGGCUUUGCGGGAGCCACCAUGUUAUGUGUUUACCACCCUCCUUCUCCAGCAACCCAUAUAAAACAGUCGCAGAAGAUAUCCUAUCCUUCUGCCUUUACCAGGGGACUGAGCUACACCUUGCUCUGUAAUUACUCUGUUAGUGGUCUGUUGGUUAUGAUCUCAGGAAUGAAACGGUUCCCAUCUCAGGGAGAGUGCUGAGACCAGCGCUUAGCUCACACAUGCCACCAGUUUUGAGACUGUAAAGCAUCCCAAAUCUUGGUGAGUGAAUUCAGUGCACUCUCCAAAGCCCUUAGGAACACCUGGAGCCCAGCGGUCACCUGCUCAGCUCCAGCCAAGAGAGGGGGGCAGCCUGUCGCUGCUGCUGAGCUCCUGCACUUCCUUGGUUUUGUUUUUGGAAGAUAGUGCUAUUCAGUUUUUACAUUGAUCUGGCAUCAUUGCUAACCUUUCAGAUGUCAAAAUUUAGGUUAGAAUGGGAUAGAAAGUCAUAGGGAUUUAACAAAACUUAUUUGAUAGUUAUAAUAAAAGUAGAAGUAUUGUAAUGGAUUUACUUACCGUUUGAACUGUGCUUGCAUUGACAUUGUUUUUUCUCUUUGCCAGAAGACUGGCAGAGGGACACAUGCAGGAACUAACUGCACAUAAGGUAGAGUUGGUUGCCCUCACCAUCAUGUCAUAGCGCAAGGCACAUUGUCAGACCUCAGGGUCAAGGGAAUCUAGUGCAACGGGAAGUUUCUGACCCUAAAGAAAAAGCAGUAUAGAGAGUAGGACUGGGACCCCCAGAACACCACCUUGUAUAGCUAGCAGCAUGCACUUGUGCCCAUGAGCAUUUGCAGCUUGAGGUUGUGAGUAGGAAUUAGUCAAGAAGCCCUAAGAGCUGCUGCUGGGGUCUGUCUGUCCAGACACCUUCUGCUAUGGACAGUGGUCAGCAUGUAACACCAGCCACACACAGACAGCACUGAAUUGUUCACUACAGCAGUAUGGAUCCUUCUGCAUUUCUAAGCCCUGAUUUCAUCCAGCCCAGCUGCCUAAAACCUGAAAUUCUCUUAUAAAUUCUGUUCAGCUUCUUACAGAGAGUUGAUGUAAUUCAGGGCACAGCGUAUCCUCUCUUCCGAGGAUUUUCUGAGGUCCCAGAAUAGCUGUAAGUGCUGGGAAGCAGCUGGAUGAACUGAGUGGUGGCGACAGACAGCUCUGCACUACGACUGGGGACAGCUGCAGUUUAACACUGAGAUUUUGGUAGGUUUCUAGGAGCAUGAAUAAACAAAUUAAUUUUUAUAUUAAAUCUUGAUUUACUUUCCGAACAGAUCAAGUCCAUUUCUAUUGAUUUGAUCAUUAAGUACUUCCUGAUUGAGCAUUUGAGUGCAUUUUCCUUUUCAGCUAUUUUGUUGGUUUGAACAAAUUGUACUGAAUCACAUUUGCAAAAGCCACUACUGAACUUGAGUGCAAAGGAGAACUUUUGCAUCUGCUUAGCUAGGAGUGGCACUGCUCCAAGUGUGGUCCAUGCAGGUAAUCCCUAUUCUCCCAUAAGCUGGGGUGCUGGCAGCUAUUCAGAGAUAAUAAAGCCAAUUAAAACAAAAGUGGGUUCUGAACAUCUUUGCAAAACAGUAAUCUAAAAUGACUUCUGUUUUAGACCACUAAGCUGCAGCUAGGCUGAAAUACUGAAAUUUUGAUUUCUCCUUUCUGUCUCAUUUUCUACCUUUGUAAAAAACUUUGCUAGUAAUACGUUUUUAUAUUGCAGAGAAGGUUGCUGAGAUUCAUUAGUUGGUAUUUGUAAAGCACUUUGAAAAUGCAAAGCCAGUGCAUUAUUCUUGGUCUUGUGGAUGCUUUCCAUGUUAUUAAAAACAGGAUUUCAGAAAGGCUUAUAGGGGAUCAAAACAGCAUCCCAAACUUGAAAGGAAGCACGACUGUUAAACCAUCAACUGUCGCCUCCCCCUCCAGCCAGAUGUUAAGCCCUAAAGAACUGAAGUGGCACAAGGAAUUACUUUCCCAAGUUCCCCCAGCUGGGCUGACAGGCCUUGAUCAAUGGUUUUCUCCACUGUGAGUGCUAUGCAGAUGGUCUACCCAGAGCAAGGUUUCUGUGAAGUACAAAAGGAAGUCAAACACCAUUUCUAAUUCAGCUUGUAGCAUGGCACACUUCCUUUAUCCUCUGCCUGAAUGCAGUGAAUAGGAGAGCAGUGUGGGAAACUGGAAGGGACUCCAAACUCACACAGUCUGAGUGGCUGUAAGACACUCCUGUCCUCAGACCACAUCUGCCUGUGACAGACGGGAAAAAGAGUGACAGAACGAAAAAUCAGAUUAUAAAAACCUGCUUGAAUGGGAAAAUUAGGUCUGAGUAAAAGGAAGAAAGUGAAGAAAGCCAUGCAGAGAAACAGAAAUUGUGACAGCCCCAAGCAGGGGACUGCCAAACAGCAGAGUGAGGAAGGGCUGGGAGGAAAUGGCUGAGGAAUGAGCUGCAGGAGCAGAACCUUGCUCUUCCACCAGUAAGGCCAAAGAGAAUUGUCCCUCUGAAGGCAGCAGAGGUGGUUUAAGCUCACACUGAGACUUCUGAGCCACAUAUUCUGUCUUGCCUCCUUACUAAAGACUGGCUUGCACUUGAUAAAAAAAUGUUUGCCACAAUGAUUGAGAAAAUAAGUAGAGCACAUUGUCUGUACUGGUACAGCAGGGCACUGCUCCCUAGCUCCAUGUGUCAGCCAGUGGCCAUUCCUUGAACAAGAGUGGAAAUGCUGAGCUUUAAAACACAACCAGUGUAGGUUCCAUUCAGUAAUCCAUCACCGAAGCUUUGGUGUUUUUGCAUCUCUUUGCUGCACAGCAUUCAGAGCAAAAGAUGGUUCCUCUGCACCAUGAGGAUCUGUACACUCACCCAGGCCUUACGUUACCCAAAGAGUGGUGACUGCUUUGUGCAGAUGUCAUGCUGGUACUUGUCACAGAUCCCCAAGGGAGCUGCAUCUCAGCUGAGGCAACCGUGUCUGCAGCCCCCUGAUGUGUAUUCAGUUUUUGACCACAAACCACAGGAGCUGAGCUUGGCUACUACGAAAAUUAGCUCAGAUUUCAUAUCAGUAAUUCUAUGGGGAAGCUCUUCAUUAAUACUUCUAAACUGUCAUGGGGUGGUUCAAAGAACAAAACAGGGAACAGACCAGAUUCUAGGGCUGAUAUUUGACAGGGGAAAAUUAAGGCUCAAAUUCUGCCGAUUAGAAUUUGGAUGAAUUCCUCUGUAGGUGGAGGGGUAAUUAUGCACAAAGAGAUGAGAAAGGAGCUUUGGAGGUACGAAACCUACAGCCUGAAUGCUGCAGUCUGCUUUGCUCUUUGUGGAGGCCAGAGUUCCUGUUGGCUUUAGUGAGGACCCAAAUAGUUCCAAAACCUGGACCUGUUCUAUUUUUUAACCUUAGUAUGAUUUUUAGGACAAAGCACUUAAUGAGGUCUCCAGAAUUUUGCUAUCUUUCCUGUUCUCUGAGCCGUUGCUCUCAAGCAUUUUGGCAUUCUCAAUGACUUUCUAACAUACUGCCAUGGAAGUUUGUGUACCUCAGAGUUUCCCACACCAUUUCUUAACUAUAUUCAUUCCUAUCACAAAGGAAGUGUGCCUGACUACAAACCGCAUUAGCAACGGUGCUUGCCUCUGCAUUGUGUUCAGUGGGAAACCCUGCUCCCAAAAGGCCAUCUGGGCUGCAUGUAUCAGGAGAGAAGCAAUGGGGGCAAUGAGCAUCAAGAUUUGGGAAAACAGCAGCAUCCCUAAGUCUUCCUACAGAGCUAACAUCUGGCAGAGGUUCUGGGGCAUUACUCAUGCCAUAUUUCAAACAUCCACAUCCAGUAUCUUGGGAUUCUAGUAAGUUCUCUAUCCAAUAUUGUGUAUGUUUGGAAUCAUAGUAAAAGGUGUAUAAUUGGGAAUUCAUGAUCCUUAGUGUAAAGUCCACUGGCUCUGUUAGCAUUAUUCUAGGGAUGAUGAUUAUUAUUGCUUUCUUAUUCUCUUUUCACUUGAGCCAUGUGUUGCAGCAGUGAGGUAAGGCCGGGGGCUGCAGCAGCUGUCCUGGUGCAGACAGCAGCAGCCCCACUGGGCUCCUCCCUCAUGUACACUUCUUCAGCAGCACAGAGCAAACCCCCAGAACAGCAGGAGCUCACUUAUGUGGCAGAAAAGAUGAGGGCAGACCAAGAGACCCAAAUCACACAUCUGUUCUGCUAUGGGAAGUUCAUAUGUCCUCCCCCAGAAUAAAAGUCCUGCAGUGAAGCAACCCUAUAAUGCAUAGGUUCCUGAGAACCUGAGUUUCAAAGUUCUGUGCUGCAGGUAGUUGUAGAGAAGGCAUCUGACACUGGCCACCCAUGUAAGGCUAAAACUGGAGUGCCUGUUUGAGCAACUUGCACUGUGAGAGGAAGUGAUGACUCUUAGGGCUGUUUACUAGGAGUUAAUCUGGGAAACUGAAGCUGUUUCUAGCAAAAUUGCUAGCAGACCCUAUUGAUCACAGCAUUGCCACAUUUAUUCCUCGUGCACUUGUCAAUGAGCUCAAAAAAUGAGUUGGUAUUCAGGAGUUUCUCUUUCAGAGAAUCUCCCCAAGAGGGAUGCACAGAGAGAAAGAUUGGUUUCAGAGGUGGCAUUACAUGAGCUCAAAGAUAAUCCACAAGCUUUGAGGAGAACAUGUGAAAUGGUGUCACAAAAACUUUCCCACAAUUUGACAUAAAAGACUCAGAGCCCAACAGCUGCUGCUCUGUACGCAAAGAAGGGAGCCUAUUCACCAACAGUACAAUGGGGAUGGAACAGCAGAUCUUGGAAGAGGUCAUUUAAGCCUUACCUGGGCGAACAAAUACAUGAGCUGUAGGGUCAGAGAGAAAUGUAGACAUGUGUUUAUGCAUUCACAUUAAAAUACAUGCAUGAUCACAUAUAUGCAUGUAUCAGUAUAUAGAUGAACACACAAACUGCAUUCAUGUAGACACGGUAUUUAUGUGGUACCCUCGCUGAUUCAGUAAGAAAUCCCCACCCGUAAUCCCUAGCAUUACUUUACAGUCAUGUAUCUGACAAUUCACAUUCCCAUGUUGCUGCUUGCAGAGGGAUACACUGACGCUCGCAUAAAGGGGAGCUGAACUGCUGUGAUUGCAGUGCACACCUGGAGCAAAUCGGGGGCUGGCACAGCUCAGAUGUGUGGUUCAUGGCCUGCUCUGCCCUUUUCUGUGCAGGUCUUGGGUGCAUGUGUAGAGAAUGCAGAAAACACUGCUGCCAUUCCCUGCGGCUGUUUGUGUGUGGCUGGAGCUCAUAAAUAAAGCAUUUGUUUAUAAGAUGCAAAUAGCAGCACCGUUAGCUCUUUUUGAGCGGAGACUUUGCAGUGCAAAAUAAUGAGGAAUCAGAAUCUUGACUUGUAGCAGUUUUAUGGGCUAUGUGAAUUUGUUCUGCACUCCUUUGUGCAUGGAUUAAAUGAAAGCAGCAUAUGAGACUGAGCUGAUCCCCAAACUCAAAUAUUUCUCCUCUUGCAUUUAUCUUAUAGAUGUUUGAACAACACUGGGUGCUUGUGACAGGGCUUGAGAGUAUUCCAAAGAGGUUCGUAAGAUUUCAAGGAAAGAGAGCAAUUAUCAAAAUAGAAACUUUUCUGGAUAACUGUGUGUAUUUACAUUUAAAGGUUUUUGCAGUGAGGCAAACUGAAAAAGCUGUAUUCUGUUUCACUUGGGCAAAACUGGUGUGCUGCUGGCUUACUGUGAGAACGAGGCAAACAGCCUUAAAGAACUUCUGCUCUUUAUCUCAGGAAGCCAGAAGCUGCUCGUGUGUGCAUUGCAUUGGUGCACGCUUAGCGUGUGCCUCCUGCAGCCGGGAGGAGCGCGGCCGCACGCAGCCUGCAUGGGGGGCUCGUUGCCCUCCACGGCUGCUGGCCGCCUCCUUCCUGUGCACCCGUGGCCGCCGGCCUGUGCUGGGAAUGCCAUUGAUCUCUGGCAUUAGUCAGCAGCCUUUGCCCAUUGAAGGCCGCUCUUUCCCAGCUUCUGACACGUAAUUCUGAUCCCGGUCUUUCACGUACCACGCACUCCCCACCUGCUCAUCUGGGAGAAGGUCAUUAUCCCCAGGCUAUUCACUGGCACUGGAGCAUGCAAGAAUAGAUGCUUCUGUUAUUGUGCUGCCUAUCUCUCUGAUUGGCCACAGAGUGUGGGAAACUCCGCCAAGCCGCAGACCCACAGACUCUCAGGAAGGCUGCACAGUAUAAAUACAGGGCCGAGGCAGCUUCCAGCGACACAUUUCUCCUGGACUUCCACUCUGAGACAUUCCUUCCCCUCUUGGGACAGAUGGCUCCCAGCGUUGUUUUCAUGGAGCCUGACAACCUGCUGACGCCAAAGGAGAGAAACAAACUCAGGAAGCCGGUGGUGGAGAAAAUGCGCCGUGACCGGAUUAACAGCAGCAUUGAGCAGCUGAAGGUGCUCCUGGAGAAGGAGUUCCAGAGACACCAACCCAACUCCAAGCUGGAGAAAGCCGACAUCCUGGAGAUGACUGUCAGCUACCUGAAGCAGCAGAGCCAGCUGCAAAUGAAGACUUCAGGAUCCUUCCAUAAAAGCUCUCAGUUUGACUUCAGAGAGGGCUAUUCCCGGUGUUUGCAAGAAGCUUUCCAUUUCCUCUCUCUUCAUAAAGUCCGAACUGAAACACAGACCAAGCUCCUAAGUCACUUCCAGAAGAACCAAUCCACUGCUCCAGAGGUCUCCUUUUCCCCCAGCAAGCCCAGCAUCCUGAAGCAAGCAUCGCCAAAAGACACCGGUACUCUCUGGAGGCCCUGGUAGGCAGGGAAGCUCUCACUUAGUGAACCUUUGCCUUUUAGAGUCCAGAGGAAGAAUCUGACUGCAUCCGAUAGUUCAGCUCUGAUCCUCUCUUCUGUAGGGUGCAUUAUUUCCCCAUAUACUUUAUUUAUGUGUGAAAAGAAUGGCGUGCUUUUGACUUUUAUGGGAUCCUUCGGCAAAAGCUCAGGCAUUCUGUUGUGUGGUAUUGAAGCUGUGUAGGUACUGGUGAUACAGAGCACAGUGUGUUGCCCAGUUUGGGGGCAAAGGUCUUCCAAAUGAAGGAGGAUAUUUUUGUAGAAGUUACAUUUGUGAUGGGCAAGAAUUGCAGUAGGAGAAUUUCCCUAAUAUUGCAUGUAAGAGCCAUUGGCUUUGCUCUGGUUUGACUGAAAACUCUUGUUUGCUCAGUCAUUCUGGAGAAUAAAUGUGCAACUUCAGUUCAUGCACACUUAAUUAAAUUCCAUUUCCUCCCAUUUGCUCAUAACUUGUACUGUGUGAAAGGUGGUUUUUUGCUUUGUCCUGGACUUUUCUUCUUUGAUAGUCCUGGCACAUAAAGUGGGAUGGAUGAACUGAAGCAAGGAAACUAUGUGGAAUAUUUCUACUAUUUUGCUGCUUUUUUCAAUUUAGAAAAAUAAUGUGUUACUGCUUUAUGUUAAAGAAAAGAGUAGAUAAAAUGCUCGAUUUGUGAAUGUUAUAUAUUUGGGGUGUAAGUUAUGCUUUUUCUAGCAUCUUCAUUAUAAUAAUGAUUGUUUGUCUGUAUUAAGUGCUGUAAUUCAUGGUGGAUAGUGUUUCUCCCGUUCCUGGGACAGCCCUACGGCUUACAUGCAUACUGUGUAUGCGUCUCUGUGUUUGUAGAGAGAAAUAAAAUGCAUUUGUGUGCAACUUUUCUCUGGGUUCUCUGUGCUCUGUGGGAUAUGUAACCAUUUGGGUCCCUGAAAGUUAAUCACAUGUCAGUCUUCCAAAGAAGGGGUGAUUUUUAAAGUUAAAGGAGCUCCUGUUCAUGUCUACUUUAUAUAUUCACCUGACUGCCUUACACCUUUAGCCCCAUGAGGUAAGCAACUGUUACUUACGUGUUCUCUUACCUGAAUCAUAUAGAGCUCCUCCUUAGGCUCUGCCCCUCCCAAAACCUCACCUGAGUGGUCAAGCCUUAAACUUGGCCAUCUGGUCCCCCUGCUGGCAGCAGCUGGGAUCUGAGUGUCCUGCAGUUUUUUCACCUGACGCUGACAGGAUACAGCCUUGAUCACAUCAGUGCUGUGUGUCCUCUAAUGUCUUCUCCUCAUUUUUUCUCUGAGUGCUCAGAAUGUGGAAUACAGGUGCUUCUGACAACGGGAAACAUCCACAGGCAGCCCUGCACCUGCCAAACUUAGUGCCCAAUCCCAUUCUGUGGCAAAAUACUGAUCAAUACUGAUCACGGUAAUAAGGCUGUGCUUAUGCAAGCACUGUUUUUAGGUGAAAGAUGUAAAAACCAAUGAAGUAAAUGUGGUAGUUCUGCAGCCUGUUUGUUUUGGCUGGAAAUCCAUAAUCCAGUUAUGUUAGCAAGAAAUCUCACGUUCCCUGCCUGUGCAGGUUUUCAUUUGUUAUGACCAGGAAUGGUUUGUUCUGCCACACGUUAUCGCUAUUUUAUCCUGUCUAUGCUUUUUAGCACAGUAGGGGAUGCAGGGGCUGUGGCAGGGGUUACUGCCAAGAGAACUCCCCUGCACUCUCUUACUCUGGAGUUCUUGGCAGUAGCUUUGUAAAGUGAGACCUCAGUUCCAGCCCUGCACGUGGUGUUACUGUGAUAUAUAUAGUACCAGAAAUGGUGGCAGAAGGGAUUAGCUUGCAAUGCAGAAAACUUUCUAUGUAAAUUUCUGUAGUCGUGCGUAGCUACUGUCGGAGUAUUUAUUAUGCAGAAGGUUUUAUUGCAAAACCCUGUCCAGUCAGCCAGCACUGCUGUCGGAUUGUAGCACGAAUAGGGAACUUCAGUCCUUGGACAGCUUGCAACGUUUGGCCACCAGGGGGCGCAGCGCCCACGGAAAGCCUUCCAUGGGGAGCUCCGUCGGCUCGAGGGGAUCUGCGAGGUGCCGGUGUGACGGCCUGCGUUUGUUCCGAUUUAACGAUCGGAUCAGCCAGUGCUAGAAAGUCUUUUCCACCUCCCAAUUUCUGUGUAUCACACUGUAAUUGUAUGCGAAUAAAGAAAGCUU